Molecule: messenger RNA, 4460 nt
Organism: Thunnus maccoyii (southern bluefin tuna)
Lineage: Eukaryota; Metazoa; Chordata; Actinopteri; Scombriformes; Scombridae
Gene: ntrk3b
Product: neurotrophic tyrosine kinase, receptor, type 3b
Exons: 17
Coding region: 17-2467 (816 amino acids)
Biological process (GO): cell surface receptor protein tyrosine kinase signaling pathway; positive regulation of kinase activity; regulation of phosphatidylinositol 3-kinase/protein kinase B signal transduction
Cellular component (GO): signaling receptor complex; axon; plasma membrane
Molecular function (GO): neurotrophin receptor activity; transmembrane receptor protein tyrosine kinase activity; neurotrophin binding
Source: RefSeq, a predicted model, not a curated record
CCCUUUGCCCGGAGACAUGGAUCUAUGGUUUCAUUCGAUCCGGAUUUGCUGGUGGAGGGUUUUGUUACUGAUGAGUGUUUUCCAGGACUAUCUGAGCUCCAUGCUGGACUGCCCGCCGACCUGCAGCUGCUCUCAAACAGAGAUCUAUUGCAAUAAGUCCGACAACGGCAGGUUUUUCCCUUUACUCGCCCUGCAAGAUACUGGGAGCAAUGGGACCAGUGUUGACAUAGCAGAGUUAUUCAAAAACAUCACCUCUAUACACAUAGAGAACUGGACAGGCCUGCAGACUCUGAGAGACGUGGAUAUGGAGCUCUACACUGGACUACAGAGACUAACAAUCAUGAAUUGCAACCUGAGGGUGAUCCAGGCUCGAGCUUUCGCUCAGAACCAACACCUACGCUACAUAAACUUGUCAAAGAAUCCUCUCACCACUCUGUCAUGGCAGCUCUUCCAGCACCUCCAACUCUCAGAGCUGCGUCUGGACAGUGUGGUGUUUGACUGUGGCUGUGAUAUCCGCUGGAUCCAGCUGUGGCAGCAGAGAGGAGAGGCCGGUCUCCACACGCAGCAGUUGUACUGCAGGAACGGAGCCUCCAAGAUACGACUGCACAACAUGUACAUCCACAACUGCGACUUGCCAGAGAUCAGCGUGAGCCACAGCAGUGUGUUGGUGAUGGAGGGCGACAAUGUGACAGUGAGCUGCAAUGGAUCUGGAUCACCACUGCCUGAAGUGGACUGGACUGUUAGCGGCCUGCACUCCAUCAACACACACCUGUCCAAUGUUUACUGGCCGAACAUCCACUCCAUCAACCUGACUCUUUUCAACAUCAGCCGAGAUGACAACAACUUCCAGCUGACCUGCAUUGCAGAGAAUGUGGUGGGGAUGACCAACUCCUCCAUCCAGCUCAAUGUGCAGUUUCCUCCAGUCAUCCUGAGACUGGCUGAACCUGAGCAGCGCCACGACACCUGCAUCGAGUUCACGGUUCGGGGUUACCCACACCCCAAACUGCGCUGGUUCCACAAGCAAAUGGAGAUCCCCCAGAAUGAGUACAUCCGAACAGAGAUGGACUUCUACCAGGACUAUCUGGAGGGCUGUCUGACUUUCCAAAACCCAACACACAUCAACAAUGGCAACUACACUCUGGAGGCCAGCAACCCUCUGGGAACGGUUACCAAGACGGUGUAUGGUCACUUCCUUAUGGCUCCGGGCAUCGAUGAGGGUGAUUAUAUACCUUCAACGCCGUCAGAUGGCGAUUCAAGCCGACCAGAUGAAGAUAAGUUUGGGGUUUCCAUCGCUGUGGGUUUGGCGGGCUUCGCUUGCGUCCUCCUCCUCGUCCUUUUUGUUCUCAUCAACAAAUACGGCCGGCGCUCCAAAUUCGGUAUGAAAGGUCCAGUAGCUGUGAUCAGUGGAGAGGAAGACUCUGCCAGCCCUCUUCAUCAUGUCAACCAUGGGAUUAUUACCCCCUGUACUCUGGACGCGGGCCCUGAUGCAGUUGUCAUAGGGAUGACUCGCAUUCCUGUGGUGGAGAAUCCCCAGUACUUCAGACAUGGACACAACUGCAACAAGCCAACCACCCUUGUCCAGCAUAUAAAGCGGAGAGACAUCAUCCUGAAAAGGGAGUUGGGUGAAGGAGCGUUUGGUAAAGUCUUCCUGGCAGAGUGUUACAACCUUAGCCCCACCAAGGACAAGAUGCUGGUGGCUGUCAAGACACUGAAAGAUCCUAACCUGUCAGCCAGAAAGGACUUCCAGAGGGAGGCUGAGCUGCUGACCAACCUGCAGCACGACCACAUCGUUAAAUUCUACGGAGUGUGUGUAGACGGAGACCCUCUCAUCAUGGUGUUCGAAUACAUGAAGCAUGGAGACCUCAACAAAUUCCUCAGAGCCCACGGCCCAGACGCCAUGAUCCUGGUAGACGGCCAGCCGCUGCAGUCCAACGGAGAGCUGGGCCUUUCCCAGAUGCUGCACAUCGCCACCCAGAUUGCCUCGGGCAUGGUCUACCUGGCCUCCCAGCACUUUGUCCACAGAGAUCUGGCAACCCGCAAUUGCUUGGUGGGCAACGGCCUUCUGGUCAAGAUUGGAGACUUCGGCAUGUCCAGGGACAUCUACAGCAGUGACUACUACAGGGUUGGAGGACAUACCAUGCUACCUAUUCGCUGGAUGCCCCCAGAGAGCAUUAUGUACAGGAAGUUCUCCACGGAAAGUGAUGUCUGGAGCUUUGGAGUCAUCUUGUGGGAGAUCUUUACCUAUGGGAAGCAGCCCUGGUUUCAGCUGGGUAACAAUGAGGUUAUUGAGUGUAUAACUCAGGGCCGGGUUCUGGAGAGGCCUCGGAUUUGUCCUAAGGAAGUGUACGACAUCAUGCUUGGCUGCUGGCAGAGGGAACCGCAGCAGCGACUGAACAUUAAGGACAUUCAGAAGGUCCUGUUCGCCAUGGGAAAAGCUACGCCAGUCUACCUGGACAUCCUGGGCUAGCAGUGGUCUGGGAUGGCCCAUUCCUCGCCAGACAGACAGAUCGACAGAGACAUACAGACAGACAGACCUACACGAAUCCAGGAAUAACCAAACCAACCUGCUCCACUGUCGAAAAACACCUACAAAGUUUGGGAAGGACUUAAGUGCCUGCAACACUUUUGGAUAUAGUGGAUAAAACAUAUUCAAAAAACACGCACUUUUACAUUUUGUUUACUUGCGUAUAAGAUGUACAGGUUUGAAAAAGACUUUUUUUUUCCUCUAAAACUGCAAAAAUACACAAAAAUGGAGACAAAAAUGGAAGUAAUGUGGACUGGCAAUAGGAAAAGGGCCACAGUUUGAUUAUAUUAAUGGAGAGAACACAUCAGAGUUAAAAUCUACCCUGGGUUUGGUUUUAUGAAUAUAUAUAUAGAAAUAUUACAUAUAUUUUAUAUUUAUUUCUUUUUGUCAAGGUGUUGAAAGGUCUGCCAUGUGUGUUGCUAAGGGCUCGGCCCUGUCCGGAGAUAUCACCGACAAACUAUUGGCAGGGACUUGAUGAUGGAAGCCUUACUUGCAGUCUGAUUGGAUGGCACUGAGCUCUAAUGGGAACUUCUAUGGAACAACACUGGAUGGUUGAAACAAAGGAGUGCUCUGUAGAGGACCUACCCAAUCAGACAACUGACAAAUCUAUUUUAAUUUAAAAAUAAUGUACAUAUUGUAAAAUUCUAUGUGUCAAAAUUAUGUUAACUUAUUUUUUCUGAUGUUAUUUUGGUUCCUUUUCUGACUGUGAUCUGGGUAUAAAGCUAUGGUAUUUGUUUUCAUCCUUAUCUAGAGGAGAUUACUCUUGGGAAUUACCUGUGUAAGUACUGGUAAGUUGUCUAUGUGGUGAAGGUGAAUGGCAGUGAAUACUGUUAGAAACACCUGCUGACACUGAAUCACAAAGACUUUGGAGAACGGUUUGAAUCCAUGGUUCAACACAACACUUUCCAAAAAGGUGAUGAAACCUCAUAUCCACUUUCCAGUUCAUUUGCUUUUCAUGGUAAGAAUAAUGCAUACAUAAAUAAUAUCUUACACCACACCCCUCAAACACAUACACACACGCUUUGAGAAACUGUUCUGUCAUGUUCAGGCUUUUUGGUGUGAAACUGCUUUUCCACUCUAAUGAAAACAUCUUUUGUAACUGAGAGUAAAAACCAUAAUUUUUAGUCGCAGGUGUUUGCCUCGCAUUCAAUUUAAGAAAAUCUAUAACUUUAAGGAACACUUUGACAUUUGGGGAAAUACACUUUGCUUUCUAGCUGAGAGUUAGUUGAGAAGCCUGAUACAGCUCACAUUUCUGUACAGUAAAUAUGAAGCUACAGCUAGGAGACCGUUAGCUUAGGUUACCUUAAAUACUGGAAACAGAGGAAAACAGCUAGCCUGGCUCUUUCAAAGGUAACAAAAUCAACAUACCAGCACCUCUAAAGCUCUAAACUUAUUAGCUGCCUUUAACAGACACAUUCCCCAUAAACCCUAGACCAUUGCAGGUUAAACAUACAGUACAUACAAGUAAGUUGCAUUGACGUACAUAAGUACCGACAUUGUGGCACUAGUACAUUUUCAUGAGAGUUGUUUUUCGUAUGCUCAGAAAGUAAUCACAGUGGCUUCAACAUCUAAUAGCAAGAGUUCAAGUGGAUGCCAAUUUGUCCAGGAAUAUGAAAAGUAUACCCCAGGGACAUGCUUAAGAUUGAUGAACAAAAUGUUCAAUGAGAGAUUGCAAUGAAUUACAGAAGCUAGUGGAGGCCAGCUCAAACGUGACAUCAGGCUUUCAGCUCUUUAUAUCCCAUUUCUUUAAUCAAAAUUUGAAGUGUAAAACAUUACCUCCUAAGUUUUGUCAUCCCCAUGAGGCUGCCAGCUGACAACAUGUCACAAAUAAUAUAACAUAAGACAAUAUCAUAACAAGUUACAUUUUUACGAGGGUUACAGUAUAACAUGUUAAUUAGUAAUUUUCACAGGUGCUGGUAGGUAAAUUUUGUUAGCU